Messenger RNA from Suillus bovinus, 790 nucleotides. RefSeq lists its product as uncharacterized. The record is from RefSeq and is a predicted model, not a curated record. NCBI's taxonomy places the organism in Eukaryota, Fungi, Basidiomycota, Agaricomycetes, Boletales, Suillaceae. The transcript is spliced from 7 exons. The coding region runs from base 93 to 713 and encodes 206 amino acids.
AAUGAUGAUGUCACCUUGCGCCUGACAAGUUAAGGCGCGACAGGCUGAAAUUACCAGCAUUCCAACCAAGUUAACGACUCCCAUCAUUGUACAUGUUGAAUAUGCCUGCAAACAAGCUUGAGGGGCAAAACGCGGCCGUCGUGCGCGGUGCCAUAGAGGGCGCACUCACAGGCUCAGCAAUCGUAGCACCGACAUGGUACCUGCUGAAUCGCAGAUCACCCGCUUUUCGUGCCCUGCCUCCUACGCUGAAGACACUGGGUGCCGUCGUCAUUGUAGUGCCCUUGAUUUUCAUUAGGGCGGAGCACCGUGGGCUGGACUUUCAUCGCCAGCAUUGGACGGGUAUUGGAAAGACGGAGCUGGAGAAGGAGCGAGAGGAGGAGCAGAGGAGGUGGGCUUCGUUGACCCCGAAGGACAAAUUAGCGGAGUGGACAGCGAAGCACCAGCUCAGCGUUAUCGUUGGCAGCUGGGCCCUCACUAUGGGUCUUGUCGGAAACAAAGUCAUGCGUGACCCCUUGAUCUCUAUGCCAAACAAAAUUGUUCAAGUGCGUCUCUGGGCUCAGGGACUUACUAUUGGCGUCAUCAUCGCGGCAGCCGCUCUGACACACUCCCAGCGCGCACAGGCGGCUAAUAUGAGGAAGCACUCCCCAGAUCAUACUUGGGUUUACCUGCUGGAUGAACAGCGCCUUGAGAAGGAACGUGCACAAAAGGCUUAGUACUUGCCCUAUUCGUGGUUUGUUUGCAUCCUGAAGUGUUCAUCUUGAAAUUUUUGUUGUAUCAAUACGCAUCCCAU